Messenger RNA from Arabis nemorensis, 825 nucleotides. The record is from the annotation of a GenBank genome assembly. Lineage: Eukaryota; Viridiplantae; Streptophyta; Magnoliopsida; Brassicales; Brassicaceae.
AUGGAGCAAAAACCACCAGCACGAAAGAUGAAAUUUGCUCCAAAAGCUCCACCGAAACGCGUGCCCAAACCGGAAGUUAAACCUGAAGUUGUUGAGGUUGAUAAUAGUAGUGCACAAGCCACGGAGUUGCUACGCAGAGUAACUGAAAGAUCAUUGCGCAAGCCAAAAGGAGAGAAGAAAGUUCCUAGUUCUCAAGUUGCCUGGAUGGGAGGAGUGGUCAAUUCAACAAGAUCAAUUAAGUAUCUCAAUGGAACAAAUGCUGGUGCUUAUGCCUCAAACGCUACACAGGAGAUAGAGUAUAAAGAACCAUGGGAUUAUUACAGUUAUUACCCAAUCACACUUCCACAGAGGAGACCGUACGCAGGCGAUCCAGAGCUUCUUGACGUGGAGGAAUUUAUGCAGGAUGCGAAAAAUCAUGAAGAUUCACUCAACACAGCAGCUGAUCUUGGUUUAACGGAAGAUAGUGGAGAACAGAAAAUGCUUUUUCUGAGGUUGCCUUCUGUUCCUUUGACAAGGCAAUCAACGAUAACAGAAAACCGUGGAAAAAAUCCGAAUAUCAAAGGGGGCUUUGAGAAGACUUGUGAUUUAAAAGCCUUGCCAGAAGGUUUCAUGGGAAAACUUCUAGUCUAUAAAAAUGGUGCUGUCAAGAUGAAACUCGGUGAAGUGCUUUAUGAUGUUAACCCAGGGCUGAAGAGUGAGUUUGCACAAGAUGUGAUGUUGGUUGAUACAGACGAGAAUAAUUGUUAUCUGGUUGGAGAUGUGUACAAGCAUGCGGUUUUGACUCCUGAUAUUGAUUCAAUCUUGAAAGAUAUUGAGAAAUUUUGA